CCUGUCACAGCACGGUCGUAUCCAUACAUGUGCUGUGCCUUCAGUGCGAUUAUCUUUUAAAACCCCGCGCAAAGAUCAAGUUGACGCGGUAGCUAUAUGCUUCCAGUUCUAUCAUCAAACUUGUGAAUUGCGUAAUUCGAGUCCCCAUUACAAUGUCUUUCCCGUACAAGAGUGUUCUUCUCGUCGGCGCCACCUCCGGCAUCGGGGCCGGCAUGGCCGACAAGCUUGUCAGCGUGGGCGCGAAGGUGAUCGCCGUCGGCCGCCGCCAAGACAGGCUGGACAGCUUCGUCGAGAAGCACGGCGACCCUAGCAAGGCGGCCGCCAUCAGGUUCGAUGUCACAGACACCGAGGGCAUGGAUGCGUUUGUCCAAAAGGUCCUCACCGAGCACCCGGACCUGGACUGCGUGUUCCUCAACUCGGGCGUCCAGAGCAUGACCAGGCUGUCGCGGCCGGCCGAGUUCGACCUGGCCGCGUUCCACAACGAGAUCAACGUCAACUUCUCCAGCCUCGUCAACCUUAUGAUCAAGUUCCUCCCUCACCUGCAGGCCAAGACGACACCCACGGGCCUGAUCGUGACCGGCACCCACCUCGGCGUCGUGCCGGCCGUCACUCUCGCUGCUUACUCGGCUUCCAAAGCCGCCCUGACUUCUUUUGUGGAUUGUCUCCGCGAACAGAACCGCCACAAGCCCACCAAGAUUGUCGAGAUCUACCCCCCAGUCGUGCAAAGUGAGCUUCAUGACUACGCAGGACCGCGGGGCCGCACGUACGGCAUGCCGCUGGACGAGUUCACCGAGAAGGCGUAUGCGGAGUUGCUUACGGGGGAUGAGCUGAUUGUGAUUGACUCCAUUGCCAUUGAGCCCCGAGAGACGUACAUGAAGCUGGUAGAGGAGCGGCGGAGGAUUUUCACCAAGCUCUCGGGUGUCAUGCUUAAGCACUUUGAACUAUGACGGAAUGUAAUGAGAAAGGACUUUCGGCAUGAUGGAAUGCACACUACCAAAUAAACAAUUUUGAUCAAU
Colletotrichum destructivum is the source of this 1016-nucleotide messenger RNA. Its product is annotated as Putative short-chain dehydrogenase/reductase SDR, NAD(P)-binding domain superfamily. The record is from RefSeq and is a predicted model, not a curated record. The coding region runs from base 153 to 947 and encodes 264 amino acids. Lineage: Eukaryota; Fungi; Ascomycota; Sordariomycetes; Glomerellales; Glomerellaceae. The transcript has 3 exons.